AUGAAGACAAAGACGACCUUCUUGUCAACGACCGUGGCGCCUUCUACAUGCGAUGAGAGAGCUCUUGACAUUAGAGACAACGACCUUCUUCUAUUGUCUAGCCAUUCUGCCACUUCUCGCUCUUCCAAAGCUUUUCAUUGUGCUACAAUCGACGUUACUGCGCAUCGCUUUCCAUUCUGCCUCGUAUGGUCUCCCAUUCCCAUUUUAACGUGGUUUCUGCCGUUUAUUGGACAUUUAGGCAUUGCAGAUAGUAAAGGGGUCAUCUUUGACUUUGCCGGGCCCUACACUAUUGGUCGCAAUGCUUUCGCGUUUGGAGCUCCUACCCGGUAUUUACAGUGCCAAGUAGAAGCUGAAGAUGUAUUCAAGUGGGACAAAGCAGUGGCAGCAGGCUGUGAGAUCUACGAGAAGAGGAUGCACAAUUUGUGCUGUGACAACUGCCACUCUCAUGUGGCCGUGUGUUUAGAGCACGCACACUAUGGAGGGCGUAAGAAGUGGAACAUGGUGCAGCUCUGCUUGUGGAUGUUUCUACGAGGGAAAUAUGUGAGCACAACAGGAUUUAUCAAAACCUGGUUGCCGUUUGUGUUUGUGCUGGCUAUGGUGGCAAUCAUGCGAUCCUCGGUGUCUGGCAAUUCCAUUCCCACGGUCUUUCAGAAUCUUCGUGAAGAAAUGCAAGAUCACUUUAGUUUUCAUCCACUGUCCGAAAUGCUUGGAUAUGCGCUAUCUCGAUAUCAAGCCCAAGUUGAAAUAAAUAACGCGCAUAAUCAUCGCCGGCUGUCUUUGUUUCCAGCUUCUUUGCUUUUGGCGGAGACCAACGUUAUGACGGAAGCUGAGAAUGAAGAGGACGAAAAUGAUGGAAUUGACUUCAGACGUCUGAGAGCAGAGCUAGACCGUUUACUAGACGAAGACCUUAAUGAAUCCGACAACGGUGAGAUUGAUGAGCCUCAAGACGAUGACACAAUCGAUGUGUAUUAUCCAAUCUACCGCCCGAGUAGCAAGAUCAAAAUCUUUAGAGCUGACAGGAUGAGCCGUUCGCUGUAA
Messenger RNA from Peronospora belbahrii, 1038 nucleotides. The record is from the annotation of a GenBank genome assembly. Lineage: Eukaryota; Oomycota; Peronosporomycetes; Peronosporales; Peronosporaceae.